AUGGAUAUGUACCUCGAAAACAGCCGAGUCAAGAUCGACGUCUACGAAGACCCAUCCAACAAUCUUGCUCUUUCCGAAACUUUCACUCCAAGCGACACUGCCCACCAGUACUUUGCGCAGGAGAAUCAACGUGCGGAAGAGGCAUUGCAGCCAGAAACUCCCUCGAACGAGGCAGCGCACAACCCGACGGUGGAACGUGACUUGGCUGCCUGCCCACGCGGUGACAGCUUGCUGAAUAGAGAUGCAUCCGUUCUCGAGAAGCGCGUCUCUCGGUGCUACCAGUUUUGUGGAACGAUUGCCAAUUGUCGCGGAAAUAAUGGAUGUCCUCACUGCUAUGCUGUUCGACAAGGGUGUCUGUGGCAGAAAUGGUGCCGUUAA
Molecule: messenger RNA, 378 nt
Organism: Penicillium maclennaniae
Lineage: Eukaryota; Fungi; Ascomycota; Eurotiomycetes; Eurotiales; Aspergillaceae
Exons: 1
Coding region: 1-378 (125 amino acids)
Source: RefSeq, a predicted model, not a curated record